AUUAAACGGAGCGGACCAAAAUCCCAAACAAGGAAAUGGUGGGGGGAUAAACCGAGCGGAUUAUUUAAUUAAUGCAUGCGAUAAUUAAUAUUUUAUUUCAUUUUUUAAAUCUUAAAUGAAGACGCAUUCAUGGGUUAGAAUGGAUUACGAGUUCAAAACAAAGCUGGCCGCCGAGAGGGAGAGAGUGGAAGAUCUGUUCGAAUAUGAAGGUUGCAAAGUGGGUCGAGGCACUUACGGCCACGUUUUUAAAGCCAAGCGCAAAAACGGGAGAGACGAGAGGGACUAUGCACUGAAGCAGAUAGAAGGCACUGGAAUAUCAAUGUCUGCUUGCAGGGAAAUCGCACUGCUGCGAGAACUGAAACAUCCAAAUGUGAUCGCCCUGCAGAAAGUCUUCCUGUCCCACAGUGACAGAAAAGUCUGGCUCCUCUUUGAUUACGCUGAACACGACCUUUGGCAUAUCAUCAAGUUCCAUCGAGCCUCCAAAGCCAACAAGAAGCCUAUGCAGCUGCCCCGAGGGAUGGUCAAGUCUCUUUUGUAUCAGAUCCUGGAUGGGAUCCAUUACCUCCAUGCCAACUGGGUGCUCCACCGGGAUCUGGUGAGCUGUUUUAUUAGCUCCUGGUACUCCACUUUCCCACGACUCUGUCUAAAAGCUCUUCCCUUCUACGCAGUGCUUUGGUCUUGUCGCCAUAUUUGGGGACAAACUAAAACUCUCGGACACACAGACUGGUUAGAACUUGUUCAAGAAGAGUCAAAUCAGCCUUAAACCACCAUUUUUGUUCUGAUGCAUUUGCUGGAGGUUUCCUACUUUGGAAAGCAAUAGACAGCUCGAUAUACCAGCGCCUUUAUUUGCGACCUUUUCGGUUUUAGAGUUUAGUUUGUGUGAUCAGAUUCAGGCUUUAAAUGUGUCCAAACUAGGGUUGCAAAAUUCCGGGAAUAUUCAAAGCUGGAAACUUUCCAUGGGAAUUCAAAUCAAAUCAAAUCAACUUUAUUUAUAAAGCACAUUUAAAAUUUGCCACAAAGUGCUGUACAACGGUCAGGUUAAAAGAUAAUACGAGAACCAAGCAAACAACACAACACAAACAGAACAUGAUAAAAAAAAUUAAUAAAUAAAACAUAAAAACAUUGCAGGGUGGAUAUCACUCAGUGUUAAAAGCCAAGGAAUAAAAGUAUGUUUUUUAGAGAGAUUUUGAUUAAAAACAGGAAGAGAGGAGGCUUGUCUAACACUCCGAGGUAGGUCGUUCCAAGGCUCGGGAGCAGCAGCGGGAUUAACUGGAAAUAAAUGGGAAUACACAUUGAAUGCACCAUGCUAGACCUUGCAGCAAU
Messenger RNA from Nerophis ophidion (straightnose pipefish), 1323 nucleotides. RefSeq names its product cyclin-dependent kinase 8-like. NCBI's taxonomy places the organism in Eukaryota, Metazoa, Chordata, Actinopteri, Syngnathiformes, Syngnathidae. Gene Ontology annotation, cellular component: nucleus; cytosol; mediator complex. The record is from RefSeq and is a predicted model, not a curated record. Gene Ontology annotation, molecular function: RNA polymerase II CTD heptapeptide repeat kinase activity; cyclin-dependent protein serine/threonine kinase activity; ATP binding. The coding region runs from base 116 to 763 and encodes 215 amino acids. The transcript is spliced from 4 exons. Gene Ontology annotation, biological process: protein phosphorylation.